Paraglomus occultum is the source of this 564-nucleotide messenger RNA. The record is from the annotation of a GenBank genome assembly. NCBI's taxonomy places the organism in Eukaryota, Fungi, Glomeromycota, Glomeromycetes, Paraglomerales, Paraglomeraceae.
AUGAAGAUAUUGAAAAAAUUAAACGAGCAAAAGGAGAAAGACGAUGAAAUGAUUAAGAACCUAAAAACUGCUGGUGAUUAUGAAAGAUUACAAAAGAAGUUGACCACUCAAAAAAAAGAAAUAUUCCGGGAAAUCAAUAAUUCUCUGGAACUUGGUUUAGAAAGUAAAAAACUAACCCUGAAAAAAAUAAUUACUAGAAUUGAAGAAUUAAUUAGAAAUCCACUAGCCAACAACCAAAAAUUACAAAAAAAAUUAACCAAAGCCAAAAAAACUAUUGAAUUACUGAAAAAACAGUUAGCCGAAAAAGAUCCGGAUUACAACGCUAUUCAACAAGCCGAAUAUCAAAAAAUAUUGAAAUUAGUCAAGAACGAUACUUUCCAAAAUUGUAAAAAAUUAGGAAUUGCCCUUGCUCCUUCCACCCAAGCCAAAAUUAGCCAGGCCACUACUUUGGAUUUGGUAAUGAAAGAAAGGAAUAAGUUAAUUCAAAGCCAGUUCAGCAAAAAUCAGGCGGAACUAACUCAACAAAAAUCUCAAUUAACCCAUGCUCGCCAUCAAGAAAGGUGA